Molecule: messenger RNA, 1375 nt
Organism: Carcharodon carcharias (great white shark)
Lineage: Eukaryota; Metazoa; Chordata; Chondrichthyes; Lamniformes; Lamnidae
Product: protein lifeguard 1
Exons: 7
Coding region: 1-1053 (350 amino acids)
Biological process (GO): negative regulation of apoptotic signaling pathway
Cellular component (GO): membrane; Golgi apparatus; endoplasmic reticulum
Source: RefSeq, a predicted model, not a curated record
AUGUCACAAUGGCCCGUCCGGCCCCCAGCCCCACCCCCUUCCCCAUGCCCCACCCCCGCCCCCAUCCUCCGGCUUGUGGGCAGUCAGCCUGGGCAGAGCAGCAAAGAGGAGGGUGAUGGUCAGUCGGUCGGUCAGUGGGGUCGGGCACCCGGGGCUCCAACACGGCCUCAUUCCAUCCCUCGGUAUCUGCCCCUCGCCUGCCUAGUCGGGGUGCCCAUUAGCUGGCCCGUCAAGCAGACGAACUCAGCGUCGGUGGCCAACGACAUGGAGACUGAGUACGGGGAUAGGUCACCCCUCAAGACCAGUGAAAAUCCUCCAUCUGCAGAAGGGUACGGGAACGCAGCGCCUCCCACAUACAGCCAGAGCGAGGGAGGCGGGGUCUUCGCAGACACCUUAGACGACACGACCAUCCGGCGCAUGUUCAUUCGAAAGGUGUUCGCGAUCCUGUCCAUGCAGCUGCUGUUCACCUUCGGGAUCGUCUGUAUCUUCACCUACUCCACGGACAUCCAGGCCUUUGUGCUGAAGACCCCGGCGCUUUACUACUCCUCCUUCGGCAUCUUCAUCUUUGUCCUGGUGGCCCUGAGCUGCUGCGGAGACUUUCGGAGGAUGUUUCCCUGGAACCUUCUCUUCCUGGCCAUUCUGACGCUCAGCCUCUCCUACAUGGUCGGGGUGAUCGCCUCCACCUACAGUACCUCCUCCGUCAUGAUCGCUCUGGGCUCCACGGUGGCUGUCUGCUUUGCAGUCAUCCUCUUUGCCAGUCAGACCCGCUUCGACUUCACCCUGUGCUACGGAUUCCUCCUGGUCGCCUCCAUCAUCCUCUUCAUGUUCGGCUUCUUCAGCAUCUUCUUCUACAGCCGCAUCAUGGAAAUCGUCUAUGGCUCGCUGGGAGCCCUGAUCUUCUCCAUCUUCCUGGCCGCCGACAUUCAGCUCAUCCUGGCCAAGCAUCGCUACAGCCUGAGCCCCGAGGAGUACAUCUUCGGCGCGCUGAUCCUCUACCUGGACAUCAUCAACAUCUUCCUGUACAUCCUGAUGAUCAUUGGAGGCGACCGCUAGCUCUCGAAGGGGCGCAGGGGUGGAGCGCUGGGCAGAGAGAGAGAGAGAGGAGGGUUGGCUGAACUUCGAGAAAUGGCAGGCCCGUGGAUGGGAGGGGGGUGCCUGAUCUUCUCAGGUUAUCCUCUCGCGAACCCACCAUAGAAAGACCCUGCGCCCCGCUGUCCCCCUGCAACGUGCAAUAUGCUUCACCCUCCGGGGUUGGAUCUACCUGCCGAUUGGAAAUUUCUGUCGAGGCUCGCUGGGUUGUCCCUCGUCUCCCCUGCACACCCAACGGAGCCUCGUGCUCUUGGUAUUAUUAUUAAUAAAGUAUUUUGGAAAUCCA